Messenger RNA from Gopherus evgoodei (Goodes thornscrub tortoise), 3007 nucleotides. RefSeq names its product glutamine amidotransferase like class 1 domain containing 1 (gene GATD1). Lineage: Eukaryota; Metazoa; Chordata; Testudines; Testudinidae. The transcript is spliced from 8 exons. Bases 29 to 724 code for a protein of 231 amino acids. The record is from RefSeq and is a predicted model, not a curated record.
UCUGGGGCCGUCGCCCCGGCCCGUCCAUAUGCGGAGGCAGCCGCCGCCGGGCCCCGCCAGCGCCAUGUCGGAGCGGCCCGGGAAGCCCGCCUGCCUCAUCAUCGCCAGCGCGGCCUCCGCGGGUGUGUCUGCCCAAUCCUUUCUUCAUUCUUUUACACUGGCUAGCGCUGCUUUUAAUCUACAAGUUGCCACUCCAGGGGGGAAGUUAAUUGACUUUGUUGAUGUGAAUGAGAGCAACAUGCGUUGGAUACAGGACUUCCGAAUGAAAUCUUAUGCAAAUCCUGCCAAGUUAGAGUCAAUUGAUGGUGCUAGAUACCAUGCCCUGUUGAUUCCUAACUGUCCUGGGGCUUUGACUGACCUUGCAAACAGUGGAUACCUAGCUAGGAUAUUGCAGCACUUCAGCAAUGAGAACAAGCCUAUUUGUGCUGUGGGACAUGGAGUUGCUGCUUUAUGCUGUGCCACAAAUGAGGAUAAAUCGUGGGUAUUUCAGGGAUACAGCCUGACAGGGCCCUCUGUGUAUGAGCUGAUAAGGCAGCCCAGUUUUGCCAGUUUGUCCAUUAUUGUGGAGGACUUUGUGAAAGAUUCUGGAGCGACUUUUAGUGCCAGCAAGCCAGAUGCCGUACACAUAGUUCUGGACAGGCACCUUGUUACAGGACAGAAUGAGAAUUCCACUGUUAUAGCAGUCCAGAACCUUAUUAAUCUCUGCAAUGGCAGCAGGAAAUGAAGGAGCCGGCCUCCUUGUAGCUGGAAUGGAUGAAGAGCCAGAGAGACUGAAGAUUUUCUUGUCUGUGAAUAGGAUGUCUUGCUGAUGAAGAGGGCCAUCAGCACUUCUGUUGAUUCUGUGAUCAUGAAGAGGUGGUACCAAUGUACAUGCAGAGUGGAUAAAGCUUGUGAACAAGAAAGCAUUUACGUGUGUCACUCCUUAAACAUGAUCCUGAAAUAGUCUCACUUAUCUUUCUGGUAGUGAAACUUUUCUUGCAGAUUUUAUCCCCCCUGCCCUUGAAAAAAGAGGUUUCUACAUUUUACAUGGGAAAACAUCCUAAAAAGAGCAUAUAUAUUUAUAGUACCAACACUUCUCCUUGUGCUAAAGGGCAGAGAUCCCACUCCAGGGCUAUAUGAUGUCAGCCCUUAGUUGGGAACCUGAUAAUCCAACUCCAUAGCAAAACAGUUCUGGAAUACUCGCAGUUUAGGUCCAUUCAUUUAUCAGCUGGUGCCUGUGGUUCAAAUAUCAAACUCCACAAUUAAUGCUGCAUUGAAUUGCAGUUUGAAGUCUAUUCUAUACCUCUGUCCAAUGAGUCACAAAGUUGGCUCCAGACUCUCUAAAUGGAUUUUUGAAAGUGUGACAGAUUUGAGAUAUAAAGGAAAAUGCUUAGAUAAAUCCUGCAUGAGUGCAACUUGAACAAUUGAGUCUGAAGCAGCUCACCUUGACGAUACCAUUGACAUAAUAUGCUCUUUUCUCAUUGUGUAUUCAGGUUAAUGCACUUCUUUAAAAAAUCUGCUCAAAGGUUGUUUUAAAGGACCCUCUAAAAAGUCAUUUGCAGUACUGUCUUGUGCAGCAUGUAUUAUGAAUUUGUAUUGUUUGGAUUGUCAGAAAUAUUGAUCUCUGGCAAGUACAGUGCGAUUGUCUGUUCUUGGAAUUAAUUUUAUUACAGAAGUAAAAAUUUAGAAAUGAAUUUACUUAGACCAAAUAGAUUUCAUCCUGCACAUAGUUUCUUAGUAGAUCAAUGACUCAUUCUCUUUGCAUUUCAUAUUGAGCAUGUUAUUUGUUCCUUUCCAUCCAUUUAAAAAAUGAAAGGGACCAUCAGCCCACGAAGAAGGGUUUUCCCUCCACCUUAGUCCUAACCAUGUGAAAGCUGUUGCCAGAAGGUGGAUGCAUUCAUGGUUGUUUUUUUCCAUGACUGAAAUUGAGACCACCCUUUUCUGCAGUAUUCUCUAGGGAACAGGACUCAUGAAGUUUCUCCUGGUUUAAUUUUUUCUUAAAGGGAGCAUGAGAUGCUGUAAUCAUAGUGAUCUGGCAGACCAGCCUUGUUUCCUUUUCUGAGGGGAAAUGUUUAUUAGCUCUACUUCCUCUCAGAACUGGUGUGUGAGUUUAAAUAAUUUGCUAUGGGGGUUUCCAGGCUUUCUGUCUGUGUUGUAAACUGAAGCCCUGCUUUUAGAUUUGCACUUAUGAUGGAAAUGUUUGUUAAAUCUUCAUCCCUGUCAGCUUCUGUCAAGAAUUUUCUUUUAGUUUCUUCUCUGCUGCCAGAACAUAUGUCUCAGCUACAGUUUUUGGUGGACCAUCCAGUGAAAUGAUGUGGAACGUCUAUUUCGGUAGCAUGCAGAGGUGGGGCAGUAUGGGACAGCUUCUGAAAGCCAGCAACAGUCGAUGUAAGCAACACGGUAUCUACGCUCACGCUGCGUCAACCUAACUACAUCGCCAUUGACUCGACGCCUCUCAUGGAGGUGGAGUUAAGUCAGUGUAACGGGCCAGUUAUGUCUGUGGGAGUGAAAUUUUUACUGUAGAUGCUUACAUAAGCUGUUUUGCGUCUACCUAACUCUAGAAUAGACCAGGACAGAGAUUGGGGCCCCAUUGUGCUGGGUGAUGUACUCACACAGAGCAAGAGAUAGGCUCUGCCUCAAAGAACUUACAGUCUAAAUAGACAAAACAAAGCCCUGUCCACUAGACCAGAGGUUCUCAAACUGGGAGGCAGGCCCUGGGGGCGAGGGCAGCACAUGAGCAGUUUUAGGGGGGGAAAGACUUACUGCGCACAUUUUGCCCACAGCAGUGAAUAAUUAGCAAAGCUCAUUCCUCCAGACAUUGUAGCUCCUCAGAUGGCGCUGUGUAUUUGACGCUAGAUGGCACUGUUCAUAUUGAUGGGUUUCUGUUAACCUUGCAUCAUACAAAGUUGCUGCCAUCUGUAUAUUAAUCUGUUUGCUAUGACACUGCGUGCACAUUUAACUGUAAGCAUCAAGCACAAUCGCUGUUUUGCCUUUGCUCUUAUUACUAUGGAUCAUUGCUCUGUUUGAA